AUGGUACUCUUACUCGGUGACUUUUACACUGACUCUUAUGUGAUCAUAGCAGAUUUACGUGUUCAUAAAGGAUUGAUGAAAGUGAAGAAUCCUCUUAUGACAUCUACUCCCCAUCCAGAGCGCUUAUCAUUGGUCCAAUUAUCGAAGGAUCAGGGUUCGGACAGCCAAAUUAGCCCAAGGCAUCAGCACGUUUGGUCUAGAGGCGAGUCUGACGGGGAUCUUAAGCAAGAGGGUUCACCAACUUUCGUGACCCUCGAAAGACCACAAUCCAGACAAGCGGCAGUCAAGAACAAACCUGCCAAAAGAUGCGCAACUUUGUGA
Molecule: messenger RNA, 321 nt
Organism: Necator americanus (New World hookworm)
Lineage: Eukaryota; Metazoa; Nematoda; Chromadorea; Rhabditida; Ancylostomatidae
Exons: 2
Coding region: 1-321 (106 amino acids)
Source: RefSeq, a predicted model, not a curated record